AUGGUGGGAGUCGCUUACGAUUGCCUACUAAAUCCACAGGGAGCUGUCCGAUCGACAUUUGAAAAUGCGCUAAGUAAAGUCUCUGAUACAGCCGCGUUCGACGGCAAGGACUGGGGUGCCAUUGAUCUAUUCAGGAAGUUUCUCUAUGACGAUGGCGGCCUUUCUCAGGUUCCAGUUCUGAAUCCUUCAUCUAUUGCACGGCUGAAAUCCAAUACUCUUGUUCGAUUUCGGGGAAUGAUACAAGAUAUGCUGGGAAAUGAAUUAUAUGUUGGCAUGUACAAGGAUGGAGAAACUUGGAGAACGAAUAAGUUUGGUGACUUCUUUCAAUUCCCUAUGGCUACGGGAUCUUCACCUGACAUGCGAGUGUGGGAGCGGCGAUUACUUUACUGUGUUCCUGUUCCAGGGCAGAAUUCAUGGAUUGAAUAUUCCUCUGAAUCCCUGCUCAAUCCAAUUUCAAUUUCCUCAUCUCCACAAAGGGAGAAACGCCAUAGGGAGGAUGAUACAGCAAUGGAUGACAUUGAUAUGCAAGUGACAAAUGAGGAGGUUCAAGCUUCCACCUCCAAUAAAAAGAUGCGUGAGGAUGGGAUCACUUCCAAUUCAUCCAAUCUAGGGGACACUCCAACUGCUGACAUUGGUUCAGCUACGAGUGUGCUUCCAUAUUUUGACAGAAAUUCUUUGCCAUGUCUUGUGAAGAUAUACGACUCUCCUGAAUCUGAUUUGAAGCUAAAUGAUGUUUUUGAGUUCAUUGGUGUCUUAACAUUUGAUCCGGAGUUUUCGGUAGACAAAAAUGUUGACAAUGAUAUUUUGGGCUAUUUGGGUGAUGAUGAUACACAGACUCAGAUGCCUCCAACCAAGGUACCUCGACUCCAUUGCCUUAUUCACAAGAAGCUUUCCAAUCAAGACUUUAUUUCAGGUUCUCCCACACUUGAGCUUAAAUCCCACCUGGUGAAAGAAAUAAGGGAAACUCUAUUAAGGCAUCUCACGACUAUCCUAGGAAAUGAUGGUGUAGCAGCUAAUCUCAUGUUAUUGCAUCUGUUGUCUAAGGUGCAUGCUAGAGUGGAUUCAACUGCCGUUGGAAAGCUUUCCUUGAACCUAACAUGUUUUAACAAGGAGACCCUGUCUGUUUAUGGUCUUCGUCUUAAUCUUGCACUCAAGAACCUUCUACCGUUCACACAUUGUGUGCCUUUAACAGUGGAUUACCUUAACAAAAUUCCUCUUGCCCCCAAAAAAAAUUAUCAAACUAAUAGGCUGGCAUCAGGGAUACUGCAACUUGCUGAAGGUUCUCAUUUAACUAUUGACGAGACUCAAUUACAAGAAGGGAGACUUAAUCCUAUUGGGCUUGAGAAUGCAAGAGUCCUGCAAAGCUUGUUGGAACAUCAAAAGGUUGAAUAUGACUUCACUUAUUAUAAAAUGGACAUGCCUGCGGACAUUCAGUUGCUAGUUCUUUCUGAGGGGAAAUCCAACAUACUCCCAGCAGAUUUGGUUUUACCAUUUCGACCAUUGUCAGUAGAUGCUGCUCAAGAUGUUGAGAUAGAAGUUCUGCAAUCUUGGAGAUGGUACCUGGCUACUAUGAGAUCGUUGUCUCACUCUAUUACGCAAGAGAUGCAGAAGGUGGUAGAAGAUGACUUAGUAGCGGCAAGGCAGGCAGAUAGAAGCUUAGGUAGCCUAGAUUUCAGCAGGUUUCUGACAAUGGGUCGUCUUGUAUCUCUAAGUUUUGGUGAAACCACUUUAACCUUAGAACAUUGGCAAAUGGCCAAAGAAUUAGAGCGCCUCCGAAAGGAGAGAUUAUAGGGCAGUUUGUAAAGCAGUUUCUUCACUUUGUAUAAAAGAUGAUGUGCCUAAUCCUUCCAGUUUUGCUGGUAGAGUGGACUGUUCUGCUUAGCAUUUCUCCAAUAUUAUGUACACGUA
This is a messenger RNA of Solanum verrucosum, 1908 nucleotides long. Its product is annotated as mini-chromosome maintenance complex-binding protein. Lineage: Eukaryota; Viridiplantae; Streptophyta; Magnoliopsida; Solanales; Solanaceae. Gene Ontology annotation, molecular function: chromatin binding. The transcript is spliced from 14 exons. Gene Ontology annotation, biological process: DNA-templated DNA replication. Bases 1 to 1791 code for a protein of 596 amino acids. The record is from RefSeq and is a predicted model, not a curated record.